Molecule: messenger RNA, 4243 nt
Organism: Myripristis murdjan (pinecone soldierfish)
Lineage: Eukaryota; Metazoa; Chordata; Actinopteri; Holocentriformes; Holocentridae
Gene: cep104
Product: centrosomal protein 104
Exons: 22
Coding region: 109-2958 (949 amino acids)
Cellular component (GO): cilium
Source: RefSeq, a predicted model, not a curated record
ACCGCCAGUGAGCAUGCGCGCGCUGGUUGUUGUCAGCGGUGGUUAUGGAGAUAGGAUGGCGUCGCGAGCUGUCAGCCUCUCGGUGAUAUUAGAGUGUCGACCAGAGGGAUGACCAGAAAGAUUGGAUUCAUCGUGGUCAGCUCUUCUGGACACGAGGACAACUUCAGUGCCACAGAACUGAUGGUCCAUGCACCUUCUGUCAGUGGCUGGAGAUCCACCAGGUUAUGCUCCUACCCUCAGCAGAUCACCAUUCAGCUGGUGGAGCGCUGCAGGGUGAGGAAGCUGCAGCUGCUGGCCCACCAGUACCUCAUCCCAACCAAGGUGGAGUUCCACAUCGGAGACACCCUCCCUGAUGCCAGCACCCCGGGGCUCGCUGGGCAUUUCCGCAGACUGGGGUAUGUCUGUUUAUCGGACAAUGAGAAGACAGGCUUCAAAGCCCGGGAGCUGAAGUCCAUCCACGUAGAUGCCAUCGGAUUGUACUUGAGAAUAACCUUCCACAGAAACCAUGUCAACCGCUACAACCUCUACAAUCAGGUUGCUUUGGUUGCCAUCAAUGUUCUGGGAGAUUCUUUGGAUGGCAAUGCUUUUAACACAAUUCCAAGCAGAGAGCAGCUGAUCGAGCACUACCUCAACACUACCCAGCUGGAUGCGACCUUGGACACGACCUACAUGGGUAAGUGUGAGUCCAUCUCUCCCCUGGACGACCUGGCCUUUGACAUGUACCAGGAUCCUGAAGUUGCCCACAUCAUCCGGCUUCUGGACCAGAGGAAGCAGGACAUGGUUCGCCAAGAAAAAUUUGAGCUGGCCAAGAGUCUGAAGCAGGCCAUUGCCGACCUACAGAAGGUCGGGGAGCAUUUGGCUCGCUAUGAUGUGGAGAAGCGCUGUGCCAUAGAGAAGGAAGACUAUGACCUGGCCAAGAGGAAGAAGGAGCAGAUGGAGGAGUACAGGAAGACAGUUUAUCAGCAGCUGGAGGUCCACAACCUGCUGGACAUGGCAACAAUCACCAAGACAGCAGAAUCUUCCUCAACCAAGGACCCUCCAUCCCUCCUGCCUUCUCCAGGCCACCAUUCAGUCGUCACCAAGCCCCAUAUUUCCUCAGAAACCAACAGGAGAGGGAGGAAAUCAAACCUUCCACAGGAACCAGUACCUGAGCCAGUCACUGUUACCCCCAAACCUACCAACCAGUCAGCAACACCCUGUUCCCACGCAGCUCUACCCAGGAUAGAUUGCUUUCAGGUCAACAGUGUGCCUUAUGAUGAGAGGCCACUACCAACCCUCCAGAGGAAAGACCGGCCAGAGGAGGCCACCCCCAGCCCUGCUGAGGAGCACUCUGAUACCCAAGGGAGUCCAUACAGCUCCAGGACACCUGGAGAGCUGGAGCCUCUGACAGAGAAGGCCCAGAGAGAGGCUAGUCUUCCUAUAGAGGUGUAUGGAGAUGGCCUGGUGGCCGGGGCUUAUUCGAAAUCCUGGUCCCACAGAGAAGAUGCCCUGCUGGCUGUUUACAAGAAGCUAAUGGAGGUAUUACCCGCUACUCCCAAAGAAGAGCUGAGAAAAAUUAUAAGAGCUGCGGUCUUCCUGGUUAAGAGGGGACUCCCGGAUAAAGUGUCAUCUGUUUUCCAGGCCUCUUUGAAGCUGUUGCGUCUGCUGCUGAGCCAGCUGAUCCCAGGCCUGGGGCUGGGACGGGCUGAGGUGGCCCACUGCCUGGAACAGACCUGGCCUAAUCUGUUGGCCAGGACUGGAGACUCAUCCAGCCGCAUCAGGGCAACAGCAACUGCCUUUAUACAGGAAAUUGCUGCUUUGAAGGAGGUGCGGGUCUUGCAAGUAAUCCCCAGUGAGUUGGUCAAGCCCUUCAAAUCAAACUUCCCCACCCGGCUGGCCCAGAGCCGGACUGAACUGCUGGAGAAGUUGCUUGCUGAUCUGGGCACAGAAAGCUCUGGCUUUACUCUGGACAAUGUCAUGACGUUCUGUACAGGGGCACUGGAGCACAAUGCAUCGGUGGUUAGAGAGCUGGCAGUCCGCAUUGUCUUAUCCAUGUACCAGCAGCACAGAAACGCUGUCCUCAGCUUCCUUCCAGCCAAUGAUGCUGCAACACGGAAGAACAUCCUCUACAAAAAUCUUUUCGAUAGCUUUGCCAGGAUCGACGGGAGGCUGGUGGAGACCCAGACUCAGAAGAAGAGAGAUGGCCAGCAAGAUGGACAACAGGAAAAGGAGGAGAUCCGAUCUCUGCAGGAGCAGCUGGCUGCUUUGAAGGAGAUCAGUGAAAAGGGCAAUGAAAGGACCAAAGCACAAACACGGGGGAAAGAAGCUCCCAUGGUUGAGAAAGAGUCUCCUAAGGCUGGCAAAACAGGUGUCACUCAGGAAUGUGAAAGCAAGUUAUCAGCUACAGAAUAUGACCAGCCAUCAGUUGUCAACUAUCUGGACAAUUUGUGCAUAUUCUGCGGUAAAAAGGAUGAGUCAUUCACAGAGGAUGGAUUGGACCUUCACUAUUGGAAGCAUUGUCCAAUGCUCCGACGCUGCGACGAAUGUAGACAGGUAGUUGAGAUUGCCAGCCUCACAGAGCACCUACUGGGUGAGUGUGAGAGCAGGUCCAAGUUCAGCCAAUGCCCACGAUGUUCAGAAGCUGUGGCCACUGAUGACCUGGCACGUCACACGCAGGGACCUGCCUGCAACCCCCCUGUCUCGGGUAAAGGCUCCAACCACUGUCCUUUGUGUCACAACAACUUCAGGCCUGGAGAGGAGGCCUGGAAGGCUCACCUCAUGGGCAGGGAGGGCUGUAAACAAAACUCACGGAGGACUGCGGUGUGCCAGAGAACCCAGCCAGCACAAGGUAAAGCCGUUGGCGGAGCGAGGUUGAAGCAGGCCUGGUCGGUGGGGGCCAGAGCCAAGCCCUUGGGCAGAGGCAGUCGUAUCCCGGCCCUUGCACCACGGGCUAGCAGGCACACCCCAGGCAAGCACUGAGGCUGCCUUGAGGCACCUCGGGGACCCGUACCCACCCAGAGGAGGAGCCCAGCGGCUUUAUAGAGCAACAUUUCCUGCAUAUACUGUAGGCACUGCUUUAAAAAAACUGAUAGAUUUGGAGAUAUUUGCCCCAAGAUUCUUAAAUGAAAAGCUGACCAAAACCUUCACAGUGGGCAAGAACCACCCCUCCCACUACCCCAAAACAAACAGGCAAACAUGCAAAUAAAUCAAUGAAUAACCCCAAAUGAUAGCUUAAAUAACAAAAUGGAACUAGAGCAGAGAAGGGCAUCCCAGCCCCACAAAUUUCCUACUGCAUUUUUAAUCUAAUGCCAAAGGGCAUGAGCACGCUACGGGCAUGGAAGUGAUGUCAUAUUGUGGAGAGGGUUGAAUUAGGGACCACAGACCCUCAGAUAGCCCGCAUCUUUAUUGAUAAAAUAAAGAGGAACACAACCGAGUUUGGGAAAUCAGAGAAACCAAAUCUUAAUCAUGAUGUCGAGAGGAGACACCGUGACAACAGUGGAGAAACAUUUGAUCAGUGGAGAAAGGUGAAGCUAGAGGAAGCAUUUUAUAGUGCUUACUCAGCUGGUAAGUUAGCUUGCUAGUGAGUCUAGGUGUGUUAUUUGUAGUAAAUGAUGUGGCAGUGGUGAAGUGGUUGGUAUAGUCACCUAAAAUGCCGCCAACUUACAGGAUUUUUUCAUUGUCACUUUUGGCUAGGCUGAGUCAAACCGUGCCGCGCUGAUUUGCAUUUCCAUACCAGUUUAAGCAUGUCGAGUUGGCACACCCGAGAUGGACCAUCUCCAAAGUAGGGCCAACUACCGAGUCAAACUGAGCCAGGCCAGCACGUGUGUAUGGAAAAAUAGCAUUAGGCUGCCAAUCAAACAAAGGAGUAGGAAUACUAAAAGCACACUGCCCCCAUGCGCACUGCGGACUGGGCCUUUAACUGCGUGUUGUUCCGUGCACUUUGAUGCACAUAGAUCAAAUCAAAUCAAAUCAAACUUAAUUUGUAGAGCACUUUUCAUACAUGCAAUGUAGCACAAAGUGCUUUACAUGUUUAAAAACACCCCUCGCCCCCCCUCCCCACCCCAACGAUGAGGCCUAAGACUUUACAGAUGUCUUUGAAGGCAAAAAAAUGUAUGUAUGAGUGAAAUGAGGAACGCAUCCACAGUGUUUACAUGGAAAACGCCAUUGUUCAUUUUUUAGGUUGGGUAUUGGGUAUGAUUUCUGGGAAAUCUCCCUCACACAGGAAGUGAUGAAUUUAAGCAGAAAACAAAACAAAACAAAAAAA